Molecule: messenger RNA, 6401 nt
Organism: Psammomys obesus (fat sand rat)
Lineage: Eukaryota; Metazoa; Chordata; Mammalia; Rodentia; Muridae
Gene: Adarb1
Product: adenosine deaminase RNA specific B1
Exons: 11
Coding region: 276-2411 (711 amino acids)
Biological process (GO): RNA processing; adenosine to inosine editing
Cellular component (GO): cytoplasm; nucleolus
Molecular function (GO): tRNA-specific adenosine deaminase activity; double-stranded RNA binding; double-stranded RNA adenosine deaminase activity
Source: RefSeq, a predicted model, not a curated record
GCCGCAGCGCCCACCCCCCGACGCCGGCGGCCCGCGGGCGCAGCGUGACCCGAGAGUGCAGUGUGUCAAGCCUGGCAUGGAGAAGUCAAGGUGUGGCUAAAGGAAACAUAUCAGCCUGGUACAUCACACUGCUAAUUCAGUACUGCUGAGCUAUGAUCUCACUGUGCUUGCCCUGAAGGAGUUUUGCCUCAGGAUUUGAGCCAAAAUAAAAACUAAACAAAGUUCAAGACAAGAGUGGUCUCCGCCAGUCAAGAAACCCUCAAAAGCAUUUUACCAUGGACAUAGAAGAUGAAGAGAAUAUGAGUUCCAGCAGCACUGAUGUUAAGGAAAACCGCAAUCUGGACAACAUGCCCCCCAAGGACAGCAGCACACCUGGGCCUGGCGAGGGUCUUCCACUCUCCAACGGGGGUGGUGGUAGCACCAGCAGGAAGCGGCCCCUGGAGGAGGGCAGCAAUGGCCACUCCAAGUACCGCCUGAAGAAGCGAAGAAAAACACCGGGGCCUGUUCUGCCCAAGAACGCCCUGAUGCAGCUGAACGAAAUCAAGCCUGGCUUACAGUACAUGCUGCUGUCCCAGACAGGACCCGUGCAUGCGCCUCUGUUUGUCAUGUCUGUGGAGGUGAAUGGGCAGGUCUUUGAAGGCUCAGGCCCCACAAAGAAAAAGGCAAAACUCCAUGCUGCUGAGAAGGCCCUGCGGUCUUUUGUUCAGUUUCCCAAUGCCUCUGAGGCCCACCUGGCCAUGGGAAGGACCCUCUCUGUGAACACAGACUUCACGUCUGACCAGGCUGACUUCCCUGACACACUCUUCAAUGGCUUCGAGACUCCAGACAAGUCAGAGCCACCCUUCUAUGUAGGCUCAAAUGGAGAUGACUCCUUCAGCUCAAGUGGAGACGUUAGCCUCUCUGCCUCCCCAGUACCUGCCAGCCUCACUCAGCCUCCUCUGCCCAUCCCACCACCAUUCCCGCCCCCAAGUGGGAAGAAUCCUGUGAUGAUCUUGAAUGAGCUGCGCCCAGGGUUGAAGUAUGACUUCCUCUCUGAGAGCGGGGAGAGCCAUGCCAAGAGCUUUGUCAUGUCCGUGGUGGUAGAUGGCCAGUUUUUUGAGGGCUCAGGGAGAAAUAAGAAGCUUGCCAAGGCCCGGGCUGCACAGUCUGCCUUGGCUACUGUCUUCAAUUUGCACUUGGACCAAACACCAUCUCGCCAGCCUGUUCUCAGUGAGGGUCUUCAGUUGCAUUUGCCACAGGUAUUGGCAGAUGCCGUCUCACGCCUGGUCCUGGGUAAGUUCAGUGACCUGACAGACAACUUUUCCUCCCCUCAUGCCCGAAGAAAAGUGCUUUCUGGAGUAGUGAUGACCACAGGUACAGACGUCAAAGAUGCCAAGGUGAUAAGUGUUUCAACAGGGACGAAAUGUAUCAACGGUGAAUACAUGAGUGACCGUGGCCUCGCACUAAAUGACUGCCAUGCAGAGAUAAUCUCCCGAAGGUCCCUGCUCAGGUUUCUUUAUGCACAGCUUGAGCUUUAUUUAAAUAACAAAGAAGACCAGAAAAAGUCCAUAUUUCAGAGGUCAGAGCGGGGCGGGUUCCGGCUGAAGGAUGCUGUGCAGUUCCACCUGUACAUCAGCACCUCACCCUGCGGAGAUGCCCGAAUAUUCUCUCCCCACGAGCCAGUGCUAGAGGGUAUGACGCCAGAAUCUCAGCAGCUGACAGAACCAGCAGAUCGACAUCCAAAUCGCAAAGCAAGGGGACAGCUACGGACAAAAAUAGAAUCUGGUGAGGGGACAAUCCCUGUGCGCUCAAACGCCAGCAUCCAGACCUGGGAUGGGGUGCUGCAGGGGGAACGGCUGCUCACCAUGUCCUGCAGUGACAAGAUAGCACGCUGGAACGUGGUGGGCAUCCAGGGGUCCCUGCUCAGCAUUUUUGUAGAGCCCAUCUACUUCUCCAGCAUCAUCCUGGGCAGCCUGUACCAUGGGGACCACCUCUCCAGGGCCAUGUACCAGCGGAUCUCCAACAUAGAGGACCUGCCACCACUCUACACCCUCAACAAGCCCCUGCUCAGCGGCAUCAGUAAUGCAGAGGCACGGCAGCCAGGGAAGGCCCCCAACUUCAGCGUCAACUGGACAGUGGGAGACUCCGCCAUUGAAGUCAUCAAUGCCACGACAGGGAAGGACGAGCUAGGCCGCCCAUCCCGCCUGUGUAAGCACGCGUUGUACUGUCGCUGGAUGCGUGUACACGGCAAGGUCUCCCCCCACCUGCUGCGCACCAAGAUCACUAAGCCUACCACAUACCACGAGUCCAAGCUGGCAGCGAAGGAGUACCAGGCUGCCAAGGCACGUCUGUUCACUGCCUUCAUCAAGGCAGGGCUGGGCGCCUGGGUGGAGAAGCCCACAGAGCAGGACCAGUUCUCUCUCACUCCCUGAGCCAGGCGGGUGUCAAGCACAGAGUGCGAGGCUGCAGUGCCGAAUCGUCCCCCAGAGCCUUGCAUCUGAACUGGGACAGGUGUACAUCUUGGGGAGGGCACGGGGAGCCUGGACAUCAAGCACCAUCCCCAGCAGCUCUCACCCCAACAGGGCAGCAAGGGGAUGUGUAGGGUGCCAGGCACCUCACAUCUGAAUGGGGAUCAGGUGCACGGUGGGGGUGCAUGGGGGGCAUAGGGGCCCAUCACCACCCCUUGCCACACAUUUCCCCUCUUGAGCUACCCAGUGACCGCUUUAUAUCUCAGUUUACAUUAGACAUUGAGUUCUACUGAGUAGGGCUUCCUCGAGUAUAGGAAAAUAGAAAUUACUUUGUGUGAGAUUCUUGAAUAAAUAAUUUAUUCAGAGCUUAGGAAUGAGAUUUAUAAAAUAAGAAGUAAUUAUGUCAGGUCACUUUUAUGCCACAUUAUUUUAAUUGCAAAAAAAAAGCGUUUAUAUGUAAAAGAGCACGAGAUUAUAGAGGUAGGAAGUAGAAGAGAACCACCACACACAGAUCUAUGCGUGGCCGCUCCUCUCGUAGGUCCUUCACAGUUAGGUUCUCACAGUAGGUUUUAGCAGCUCUCCUGGGGGACCCCAGCAUGAUAUGAUGUGAUCUUGGCACACGCUAGCCCUGCAGCAGGGAUGCUGUGUCCUACAGAGUCAUGACCUAGGAUCUGCUGCCUCAGCUGCCUCUAGAAACGUCCAUGCCCCUGGUUAGGCUCAAAUCAUGGAAAACUCGAUUUGCUUCUAAUUAAUUGAAGAUCAAAUGUGUCCAUAGCCUGUAUUGGCUGGCCAUCAUUUGGGGGUUCUAACCAGAGAGGUUUUGUGACCUCGAAGAACUCAAUAGGACUGCUAUGCACACAGAGCACAGCCUUCCUUCUGCUCCUUCCUUGGGAUCUGGUGGGUAGGAACCACUCAGAAAGCUUCACAGGAUGGAAAGAUUUAUUUAAGCGGGUACCAUUCUUGGAGCGUGCCAGGUAAGGCAUAUUGUUAAAUUAUUCCUUCCAGCUUUAUCAGACACGUGUUUGAAAAAUAAAAUAUUCAGGUUGAAGCUGGUGAGACAGUGUAAGGCCGGAACGCUGCAGACCAGACAUUGGUGUCUCGGACAGGCAGGCCUGGGUGCUACUGGCAUCUUGUGGCUGAACCCCAAGAUGCUGCUCAGCACCCUGUAUGCACAGGGUGGCCCCAGGGCCCUGGAGUGGACCAUCUGGACCUCCUGUGCUUAGACUUGCCCCAGGUGCCUUGUUGCUUCCACUCAGGAUUAGGGAGAAGUAGAGUGAGGAGGGGCUGUGGCUGUCAGCUCAGUGUGCCAGCCUGGUCCAGCAGGUUGCUCUGAAGAGCUUCAGGGCCAUGAGCAGAGAAGGUUCAUACUCAUCUCACAGCACCCAUCCACCACAGCUGCAUCCAGAGCACUGACGGUUGUGUGGCUCUGGCUGUGUUUGUGUCCUUGACACACACUGAGAAAAAAACAGAAUGAGCAUAGUCACUGUCAGUUCCACCAGAUUCCCAGCAGACUCAAGAGGCUGUGUGUUGUUGCUUAAGUGAGACCUACUGUGUAUCCAUUUCAGGAGCCCUGACUGUGUCCUUGUGAGUAUCUCCCAUGGUUUUCAUCCUGUGGGGCUUGAUCCUCAUUUCAUGAAGGUCCUACCAGAUCCCCCUACUGACAUGUGCUGUCACAGACAUCUCCAGCUCACCACCUGCCCUCCUGACGGGAGCGAGCCCUCCCAAGUCAGGAUUGCAGGGCCCUGUGUGCCAUGGCGGGGCCUUGUUUGGGUGAAAUGCACUGGGGCUCCUUAGAGAAAGGGUCUCAUUUUAUCAUAGUAGCGCCCCUUCCCCACAGGCUCCUGCAGUUUCCAGACAGAAAAACACCAUGUUGGUGUGUUCUUACUCUUGUUUUUAAAUUGUAUUUUUUUCUUCUACUGGAGAUGGGGAGAUGGACUUAGUUGGGGUUUUUGUUUUUGUUUGUUUGUUUUAAAAUACAUUUUGAUUAUAAAAUAUAGCGAAAGUAUAUACCAUAUUCACUGAAAAAAACCAUGCAUUAUAACACCUGGCUUUCCAUGUGAGAUCAUAAGGGCACCCAACCAGGAAGUGGAUGUUACAACACAUAGAGCAUCUAAAACCACAGGGGCCUGUCCUGGUUAGACUUGACCUAGGCCCUGGAAGUAGGGAGGAACACAGCCUGGAAGGCAGAUGAGGGAUGCACCAGCUUCUCGUCCUUCCAGGACAUGGCAGCUCAAACAGCCAGUCCGUGACCAGAGAAAAGGGAGACAGAAAUGUUGAUUUAAGAUACUAAACUCAGCCAGGCACCCUUUUAAUCCCAGCACUCGGGAGGCAGAGGCUACACAGGGAAACCCUGUCUCAAACAAAACAAACAAACAAAAACUCAGCUCUUUGAGCCCCUUCCUGAAGGUCGCUAUAGGUAACAUCAUGAUGGUAGUCUGUAUCCAGGACCUAGAUGUUAUAGACUCAGCAGGCCAAGAACCUGAUGGGAAUGUUUUGGAUGUUUCAGGAGGUUCUCUGUUUUGUGGAUUUAGCUAACCCUGAAGUAUUAAUUCCACGAAGCAGUAUCCCUGAGGAUUAUUCAGGCCCAUCUCUGACAGGGCUGUAGCUACACCAGAGGAGGUCAUUCCACCAGGGAGUCUUGGUGGGCUAGCAUGUCUGUGCAGAGCUGGGGCUCCCCACUUAGCUCUAGGCAGGGUGGAUGUCUGUGCCAUUAGGCCUGAUCCAUUAAUGGUGUCAGGAAGUAGCAUCUCUCCCAUCGAGGGGGACACCAAAGAACUCUGAAUCCGAAUCUGAGUCUUUCACCAUUCUUCCUUCUUUGAAGAUUUUUUUUUUUAAUUAGAAAUAAGUUUAAGUGUGCAAGCCAUCAUCUCCUAAGGCAUUGCUCUCUGUUUAUUUUGUUCCUCAGCUCCUCUUACCUCUAGGCUGCGUUUGCUGCGUGGUUUUUUAACUUAUGUCUCCCCUUUAGUUUCAGACAGGUGCACCAAAGGUGGGCAACCACCAGAGGGUCAGAAAUGUGGGGGGAGCUGCACAUCCCCCUGUGCUAAGAGUAAAUACACACAAUGCAGGAGCAGCUUGUCACUUCCAAAACACUUUACUCCAGAAUUGUCAGUUCUGUCCCAUCACAACUUUGAUCCAGAAAGAGAAAUAAAGUGAGCUGAAAUUCACACCUGUAAGUUCUCAAAAUUAGGGAACCUCUCAGAAAAUUUCUUCAUAUCGUCAGCCCCAGACUACAUCACAGGAAGGGCAGAGUGUACAUGUUCAGUGUGUACAGCUUGUAUGUGUCCUUGUCUCUUGGCACAUCUGUCAUGUGAUAGUCUCCCCAAGGCUGAGGGGGUGGUUACCCACUCUGCAGCUGUGAACUGCUCCACACUGGGGCUACUGAGUUCGUGUGUAGGGAAUGGGGAUGGAGAAGCCGCUGACCUGCCAGGGACCAUGAGCAAAUUAGUCACAUAGGUCUGACCAAUCAUGACUGGCUCCUCAGUGCACAUCCCUUUUUUCACGUCUCUGUGGUAGUGCCUGUACUUUCUGUUUGCUGUUUGAAUGACAAGUGCCCAGCCUCAAGCACUUAAUUGUAGCCACAGCAGGAGCUGAUGGUACAUAAGGAACUGAUGGGCCAUUCUUUUGAAUGGAACACAGUGGGUUAAAAGCACAGUUUGUGGAAUGUUAAUGGAAUAAGCCCCUAAAAGCUGUUUGCUUUUCUAGGCUUUGAGUUAUAUACUUUUAAUUUGAUUUUAGAAUUUGGACACUUUACAUGAAUGUAAUUCAGCCAAGAAACGUGUUGCUAAGAUACAAUCCUCAGUGUUCUCUGUAUGUAUAUUUAUGUAUAUACCACAUGUUACAGCCUGCAUGAGCUUCCUCUCACACUGAGCCCAGCCGGAACUGAGCAUGAGAUGCUGUCACAUGUAGACAAAGGACUGAGACGUUCUCAAUAAAGACUAAGAUGUUUCACUACGA